UCCCUCCCUCCCUCCCUCCUCCCGGGAGACCCAGCCGUCCGUCGGCGCCGCUUUUGGGCUUCCUGGAGCAGUUGAGCCGGCGCCCGGGAUCGGGGCUCCCUUCCCCUGGCCGAGCCGUGGGCAGCAGCAACCGUUGCCCGGGAGCACGUCGGAACAGAGCGCCCCGGAUCGGGGCUCCACACCCGGGAGGCGGCAAACCCGCGUCUGCCCCGGGGUCCUCCGGAUGGGGACCGGCGGGGCUUUCCCAGACACGCGACACGCAACCCGCGCACGUGUGAACGCCUGCAGGGAUCCGGGGACGAGGAGGCGGAGCGCGCGAGGCGCCGGCUUGUAGGUCUGCGGCGCCCCCGGGGUCCAGUCGAGGGGCGCCCGGCUGUCCUCCCCCCCCCCGCCCCCGGACGACCCUUCCCCACUCCUCCCAAACCCCCUCCGGGAUGGCGGCCAUCCAAGCCCUCCAGCAGUGGUGCAGGAAGCAAUGCGAGGGUUACAAAGACGUCCAAGUGACCAACAUGACCACCUCCUUCCGCGACGGCCUGGCCUUCUGCGCGAUCCUGCACCGCCACAGGCCGGAUCUGAUCGACUUCUCUGCUCUGCGCAAGGAAAAUGUCUUCGAAAACAACCAGCUGGCUUUCCAAGUGGCGGAGAAGGAGCUGGGGAUCCCAGCCUUACUGGAAGCGGAGGACAUGGUAGCGUUGAAGGUCCCCGACCGACUGAGCAUCCUGACCUACGUUUCACAGUAUUACAACUAUUUCCACGGUCGGUCUCCAAUUGGAGGGAUGUCGGGAAUCAAACGCCCCUCGUCCGACCCUGCUGAGCAGCCGGUGGAGAAGAAGGCUAUUUCUGAACCAGCCAUGCCAACCCCGGCCAAACCUCCUCGGAUCUACGUGCCUCCUGAACCCAAGAGAAACCCAGCCCCGCAAGGACGAAAUCUGGUGAAAGAAAACCCUCUGGCAAAUGAGAGACGGAUUUUGGUGGAGACGAGCAACACCCGUAGCAGUGAUUGCGCCAUCUGCGGCGCCCAUGUGCACCUGGUACAGCGCCACCUGGUGGAUGGGAAGCUGUAUCACAGGAACUGUUUCAGGUGCAAGCAAUGCUCCAACACGCUAACUUCCGGGGGCUACAAAGCUGGGACCGAGCCAGGCACACUCGUCUGCACGAGACACGAAGAGCAGAACCACCUCCGCGUUUUCCCACCUUCAAGGGCUGUCGGUGGGGAGAAUAAACCUACUGGUAUUGCCUCGGCUUCCAAGAGCCAUUUGAAAGGACCGGAAUCCAAGACACCAAUGCAGGAGGUCCUGAAAACAAACCAGGUUCCCAAACCUUGGGAACCUUCAGGAACAAAUAAAUUCAGCUCUGUUUCCCCCAGCCCUAGUUCAUGUUGCACGAAUCCCGUUGGGAAUAAAACGAACCAUCUUGAAGCUGCCCCUUCUCAUUGGACAGCGUCGUCCGCCAAGACGCAGCAGGCCCGAGAAAAUUUUUUGCAGUCCAGCGUAGGAGCUUCUGUCCUUCCCACAGACAAAGCGGAGCCAGCUAAAAAUCAUGUUUCUCCUUUUAAGACUCCCGAAUUCGCUGGGAAAACAAUAUUUCUAUCGAGGAUACAUUCGGGAAGCAGUGAGAAGGACAAAGCGCGCACUAUCCUUAUGCAAGCGUUACCUGGGGCUUCGGCGAACAGGCAAAGAGAUUCCCCCAGUGGGGCUCCCAGCUCAAGUGGGGUCCGUGGUGGGUGGUUGUCACCUGCCACCGCCGGCCUUCAGCACCCAGAGGCGAAGGAUGUCGUCAACCCCUCAAGACCCACCGGCAGGCCAAGCAGCUCGGAAAAACCAGGGCAAAUCCCCCCGAAAACCGCAGCCCCAAAUUCGCCCAAGGACCUGUGCCCCACAGCAGGGACGGGUACCCAGAAUGCAGCCAAGGAUCAUCCCGUUAGCAGACCUGCAGAGGCGAGGCCGAAAGCAGAUAUUACGGUCCCCAAAGUUACAGAAGAUAAGUCGGAGAGCCCCGCAGACUGGCGGUCGAGGCUUCUUUCUCACACAGUUACGGAAGAUAAGUCGGAGAGCCCCACAGACUGGCGAUCGAGGCUUCUUUCUCACACAGUUACGGAAGAUAAGUCGGAGAGCCCCGCAGACUGGCGAUCGAGGCUGAAGCCGGUGGGAAACAAAUAUCCCUGCCCAGGAGAUGCCCGAAACUCUCCGAAACCCACGGAUGCCCACAAACUCGUUAUCAACGUAGCCCCGAGCUCGGCACUCAAAGACACAAAACCUGCUUUUCCGAAGUUGCCCCCGACCAGUCAUAACCCUGCACCAUCCGCUGAUCAGCCCCAGAAAAAGAAACUGUUAGUGCCCACUUUGGAGGUCACGAGCGGCUGGCAGAAACCCAGGCAACCGUGGGAAGAUGCUCCAGGUCUCCGGAAGGUGGAGGAGUCAGGCUGGCCAAAGAAAGCCACUGCGUCUGUUAAACCUUCGGCUCCUGAACCCUUCCGGAAGCUUCCGAAGAGUCCUGCGGUGUCUCCUUCCAAGCUCUCCUCGGAUUAUAUUCCCGAGGAGGAGAUCCAAAAGGAGGUCCAGCAGAUCGAGAGAGAUUUGGACGACCUAGAACUGAAAGGGGUGGACAUGGAGAAGCAGCUGCGGAUGUGCGAGGGAGAUGACCGUGAGGAUGCCCUGAUGGUGGAGUGGUUCAAACUUAUCCACGAGAAGCAGCUACUCUUGAGGCGGGAGUCCGAGCUGAUGUACAGGUUAAGGCAACAGAAGCUAGAAGAGAAGCAGGGGGACAUUGAAACUGAGCUUCGGAACCUCAUGAAUAAACCCGAAGCUCUGAAGACCUCCAAAGACAAGGCCCGAGAGGAGGAACUUCUCAAAUCCUAUCUGGCCAUUGUUGAUGGUCGGAACGAAAUUGUGGAAAACCUGGAUGAGGACCGAAUCAGGGAGCUGGAAGAGGAUAAGGAGAUGGCGGCCCUGAUCCAAAAGCUUGAUGUGCCUCGCAGCAACCACGAAGGGGAAAAGAAAAGUCAAAAAGCCAAAUUCGGCUUGUUCAAAAUCCUGCAACUGAAAAUCAAGAGCUAGACUUGCGGGUUUGUGCCUGUGGAGGUCGAGGGACAAAUUCUGCUGCUGAAAAAUCUGAGGCCUGCCUUCAAGAGUCUAACCCUACCCUGCUUGGAAAUGACAGAAGGACAGAAGGCUGUAGGGUAAGGGGCGAUUUAUAGGGCAGAAUGUGGAAUCCCUCCUGCUUUCCAAGGACCAGUAGCAACUUGCUUGUUCAUCUGAGUUUUUCCUUGGCACCUGGAUUUUGUGGGAAUAACCUCGGUCUGCGAGAUUUGGUGAGUUAAGUCCCUUGCGUGGCCAUAAAACCAUGAGGAACACUGGUCUUGCAAGACUUUGCCUGAAACUAGAAACUACGGGAAUGAAAACGGCAGCCACCAUCUCUGCAGAUUCUUUGUGGCACCAAAGUACUACGUAACCCAUGAUGUGGUGCGAUCAUGCCAUACCUUUCCUGUCCCCUGAUGUGUCACGGCAACGUUUGGGCUGCUCGCCAAAAUGCAACAUCUGCUCGUAUGUUUUGCAAGACUAGAUAUCCCCGAAUGUUGAUAUUUAAGUGCCUUGUCUAAUCCCGUCCUUGGCAAAAUGGCCGCUCUUUGGCCACUUCCCCUUCUGAGGGGAAAAGAAGAACCUUCCGCAUGAGGAAGGUUGAUGGCUCCUUCCUCGAAGAGCUACGGUGAUAGUUUUCAAAACUGUGGUUUGGGGAACCCAGUAUUUGUCCGAACCUUAUCACGGUUCCUUGGCGAGGAAAACAGCCUGGGAAGAUAACUCGCCCACCGAUUUUAGGCUUGGAGAAUGGAAUGCUAUUUUCAUCUCAGAGGACGUUCGUGCCUUUAUGUCAGCAAUGGACAGAUUUAUUAUUAACCCAAUGGCCACAUUUUAAUCUCUGCUCGUUUCGGAGGGUUCCGGAUUGGGACGCAGCACCCAGCGCUGGCACUGGGGAAAGGAAAUGCACUCCUCCCGCCCGGAGCCUUCCAAAGCGGGCCAAGACUGUCUCUCCCAGCUCACUUCUCUUAGUGGCUUUUGGCCCUCAAACUGGUUAAUGGUUUCUUUGGGGAGUAUAAACGUCUUUCUGGUUAUGAGUCCUGGGACCCUGGCAUUACCCAAAAAGCUACUGCGAAUUCUCCCUCGGGUGGCUACUUUCCUGCCUCCCCUUUAACAACCUGUGGCUGUUACAGCCUUCCGGCAACAUUCCCCUCUCUUUCGCCCUGGUGUGUAAGAAGGGGGAACCAUACCUGUUGAAUUUCCGCCUGUUCAGCAACAGCGUAGAGGCACAAGGCCUUAGGUAGAGAAACAGCAGCAACACCCAUGUUGCGGGAUCUGUGGUUGUUUGCUGAGUUGGGUGGAACGAGGUGUCGGCAGCCAAAGGUUUGUAUGUUUCUUGGCCACUUUCUACCAGUGAAGGAACUUUCCUGGGAACUUUCUGACUUUUUUGUCUUGACGCCAUUGCUGUAUUGUGGCCACCUGCAUGGCAAUGAUGAAUUUACAUCUCAUUGAGGUCCUGGUUGCCCCGAUCUGGAUCAUAGAACCAUACAGUUGGCGGAGACCCCAAAGGCCAUCAAGCCCAACCCCCUGCAAUGCAGGAACACACAAUCAAAACACUCCUGACAGAUGGCCAUCCGGCCUCUCUUGAAAAACCUCCAAAGAAGACUCCACCACCCUCCGAGGUAGUGCAUUCCACUGUCCAACAGCCCUGACUGUCAGGAAGUUCUUCCUGAAGUUUAGGUGGAAUCUCUUUUCCUUUAGCUUGAACCCAUUUCUCCGGGUCCUGGUCUCCCCUGCCCUAUCUGCUCUAAAAGUCUCUCAGGAAGCCUCGGUGUUACGGGCCAGGGGUUUAUGCCAACCUGCCCCUUGUUUGAUUUUUGCCAGGCACAUGUGUCACCAGACAAUUCUCCAAGCCCGUUUGUGGGCCGACCCCUGAUGUGAAUAUUUUCUCGUCCACCAGGUGGCAGUGCGGUCCCCGGCAAGUCCCUUUCGCCUACCAUAGAGGGAAUGGUUCUGUUUUAGUUUUAAAAGUGUUGGGGGGGGGGGACUCAGGAAGCUUAUUAGAAUCCAGGGGGGAGGAGGAGCCCCAAGGAAAGGCAGAAAAAAGAGACGGGAGAGUGAGAAGGGAAAAAAACAUUGACGCGUGCGUCUGUGUCGUUAGGCUGUUGAUAUUGCGACCGGCUUUUAUUUUUGCACUUGUUUGUAUUAAAUCAAGAAUGAUUUAAACAGA
This is a messenger RNA of Sphaerodactylus townsendi, 5244 nucleotides long. RefSeq names its product MICAL like 2 (gene MICALL2). The record is from RefSeq and is a predicted model, not a curated record. Gene Ontology annotation, molecular function: protein binding. The transcript has 17 exons. Lineage: Eukaryota; Metazoa; Chordata; Lepidosauria; Squamata; Sphaerodactylidae. Bases 435 to 3056 code for a protein of 873 amino acids.